AUGUCCCCCAAGAUUGCCAUCAUUGGCGCCGGUCCCGGAGGUUUGACACUAGCAUCUAUCCUCAUCCGCAACGGCAUCAGUCCCACCGUCUUCGAGCACGAUGCAUUCCCUGAAGCCCGCACGCAGGGUGGAUCUCUCGACCUACACCCUGGGACUGGGCAGGAAGCAUUAGCUGCAUGCGGUCUAACUCCCCAGUUCGAGAAAUAUGCGCGUUACGGUGACCAAGAUUUUACCUUAGGUGACAAAUACGGCAAUCGUGUCAUGGAAAUUAAGGACAAGGACGUUGGUCGUCCAGAGAUUGAUCGUGGUCAACUUCGUCAAAUAUUGCUUGACUCAAUCCCCAAAGGUGUGAUUAAGUGGAACCAUCAUCUGGUUGCAGCCACUGAAGACUCUCUCCAAUUUAGAGAUCAUAUAGAGGUUGGGUGGGAUCUGAUUGUUGGUGCUGAUGGGGCCUGGUCCAAGAUCAGGCCGUUAUGCUGCUACGUGACUCCUUACUAUACCGGGAUUUCCGCCUUUAGAAUGAUGUUGACUCAAGCGAGCACCAAACAUGCCGCUCUUUCUGAGCUGGUCGGGAAAGGAACAUAUUAUUCACUUGGGGAGGAUGAUGGUCUUGCAUUGGCUUAUCAACGCAUGGAUAACGACAUGAUCUCAGUAUAUGCCUUUGGUCGAAGACCGGAGGACUGGAUUCAAAAAUCCGGUAUUGAUGUAAACGAUCAUAAUGCUAUUCGUGCUGCUCUCAAGAAGGAUUAUACCCACUGGGACCCGAAACUAUGCGCAGUCUUUGAUGAAUGCGAAGACAAUAUCUCGUUCCAGUCCUUGUACAUGCUUCCAGUUGGACUGAGAUGGCCAGCACACAAAAAAAUGGCUCUAAUUGGAGACGCCGCUCAUCUCAUGACACCAUUUGCCGGCGAAGGAGUGAACCUGGCCAUGACUGAUGCUCUGGAUCUUGCUAAUGCAAUAAUCUCCAAGCCCAACGACAUUGCUGCUGCCAUCGCGGAGUUUCAGCCGCGUAUGUGGGAACGUGCAAAAAUUGCAGGGGAAGUGGCAUGGGAGAACGCCAUGGCGAGAUUUGAGCCUGGCGCGUUGGUGCGCUCGAAGAGACGAUUCCAGCGUCGGCUGGAAUCGCAGGGUAAUCUUCAAUUGUUGGAAUUGGCGGAUAGGAAGAACAACGAACACAUCUCUAUUCUACUUGAGCAUGUCUAG
Molecule: messenger RNA, 1203 nt
Organism: Talaromyces stipitatus ATCC 10500
Lineage: Eukaryota; Fungi; Ascomycota; Eurotiomycetes; Eurotiales; Trichocomaceae
Product: zeaxanthin epoxidase, putative
Exons: 2
Coding region: 1-1203 (400 amino acids)
Molecular function (GO): FAD binding
Source: RefSeq, a predicted model, not a curated record